Messenger RNA from Hypanus sabinus (Atlantic stingray), 4036 nucleotides. Its product is annotated as keratinocyte proline-rich protein-like. Lineage: Eukaryota; Metazoa; Chordata; Chondrichthyes; Myliobatiformes; Dasyatidae. The record is from RefSeq and is a predicted model, not a curated record. The coding region runs from base 2049 to 3503 and encodes 484 amino acids. The transcript is spliced from 8 exons.
CUCCGUGGACUUCGGCAAAUGUGCUCUGCGCUACUGCAAACUCCCGCAAUUGUUUCUUUGCCUCUGUAAGAUCGCUUCUCCGCUGUAUUGUGUAUCUCCGAGAUCGCUUCUCCCCUGUAUUUUGAACCUCCGUUUCUUCAAAAAUCGCCUCUUCUCCACAAUUUUGAAUCUCUCCUCUCAACUACCCCGUGAAUCACUGAAACUUCUUGAACUGCCAUUCUAACACUGUGCUGGAGUAAGACUUGUUUUUAAGUUUAAACUGCUUGGGAGCGAAAGACGCAAAGCGCUAUAACUUCUGCUUAACUUAGUCGCUUGUUUAAUUUUCUGUUUCCGCGUGUUAAUAAAUUCCGUUGUUUUUCAAUAAUUUGCCGACUCCAUUCCAUCUCUAUUGUUGCUGGUCCGUAACGCUGCCAACUGUUAGUGACAAAAAUUGAUGUUUUUUCAACAGAAGCUUGUAACGGACGCUACAUGCUGUUACAGAGAGUGGCUGCUCACCUGGAAGAGUAUUACCUUCCAUGGCCAAUGUUGUGUCUCCUGCCUCAAAGCGUGCAAUAAAGUUGCUGGAGUGGUGACCGGGCCAGGUGCAUGACAGAUGCUGUGGUAUCUAUUGUAAAAUGGAUCUGUGAAUGUCUAAUGACAAGUGCUCUGGCAUCAGUUGUGGAGCGAUUCUGUUAAUGAGCAUCGUGGUGAAUGUCUAAUGUUGCAGGAAUGGUGGGUUGGAGAUGAGCCAUUGCUGGCCAUUCAGAGUGAUUCAUGAUUACUGGUGACUCUGCCACUAUUUAGUUCUGCAGGUGUAGAUUGGGUUCAGGGAUGAUGGUGGCUGAUUUGGAGCAUGUGGGGGUAGCAGACUGGAUGAGUGAAGAUGAGUUGAAGAUACUCAUGAGCUGGAGUGUACAGUCCCUGAGUAUUCAGCAUGGAAUAUUGUUUGGGCCAGCCAUCUUACGGAGUUUGACUCUGCAGAGCCCUUGUUGCAUCUGUUGCUGUUACAGAGAGUGGCUGCUCACCUGGAAGAGUAUUACCGUCCAUGGCCGAUGUUGUGACUCCUGUCUCAAAGCGUGCAAUAAAGUUGCUGGAGUGUCAGGGAGGGAGCCAUCACUGGUGAAGUCAUUGCAGUUUUUCCUUGUGUAGUCAGUAAUGCCCUUCGUGAUCAGCUACAUAUGCCAGGGUUCGGUACUGGACAGGUGUUCCUGAACGUUUUUGUGUGAAGGCUCUCAUUGCCCACUUGAUGCCUACGAUGAGGUUUCUCCUGGCGACCCUGAGAAUUGUUCGAUUUCUAAAUAAAUCAGUGAUGCAGUCAACACCUAUCUACGCAGCAUCCGUUAUGGUCACAUAACUACCUCAAAGGCCACAACAUAUUUUUGAGAUGAGAUGAGAAAAUUUCGAGGCUAGAUAAAACAACAACCAACUAAUGUAGGAAUAUUGGGCAUUUAUUGCCUUAUUUUAAGAAGUAUGUGUUGGUCAAUGUACUGAAUGCAUUGGAAAAUGGAAUGUAUCAGAGUCCUGGAGCGCUGCACACAGGCAAAUGAACAUCCCUGAGAUAAAGUGUGAGUGAGCAGGACAUCCCUUUUACGAAACUCUGUCACAUUAUAGGAAAAUUAAUAUCCUGCUUUCUUACUUUGAUGCUCAUGCACAGUUGAAUGAUACCUGGAAUAAUUGCCAUGUGGAUUUCUUGGAAGAAUAUGAAUCAGAUAUUGAAGAGGAAGUGAAUCGGGGAGAUUCUGUGUGUUUACAGGAAGAAAUCCUGAGACCCCUCAAGAUCACUCACAGCCAGUUUCAGCAGGACACGAGUGUGUCAGGACCGGGGGCAUGACAAAUACUCUGGCAUCGGUUGUGGAGCGAUUCUGUUAAUGAGCAUCGUGGUGAAUGUCUAAUAGAGCAGGAGUGGAGUUUUGGUGAAUAAUGCAGAGAAUCAUUGGCAUCUGGUUGUUGGGAAAGAUGAAGAAACAGCUGUUCAACUGCUAGAAGUGGAUCAGGAAGAUUCUGUGGUGCUUACAGGAAGAAAUCCUGAGACCCCUCAAGGUGCAUUGGAUAGGAACAACUGCAGAGGAAUGAGCCACAAUUCCAUUGACAACAGACUGAAAUUUGUUAAGCGACCGGACGAGAUCACAGGAGAUGAUGACCCGAAUGUUUACAGAGUGGAAAUGUCCUGUGGACACGCUGUGGAUCCCAUUUCACUCACGGAAUGGUGUCGUAGCCGUAUCAGCCAGCGUUAUUUCAAAAUACACUGCCCUGCAUUAAUAGAUGGGACUAAUGAAGGAUGUGGAAAGGAAUGGUCCUACAUGGAGGUGUGCAGACAUGCAUUGCUCUCUGUUGAGGAACGACAGGAUUUUGAAGAGAAGCUUGCCACUCUCGCCGCUUCAAGUUACUGUGAAUACAAACAGUGUCCAAGGUGUCAGAGUUAUGUGGAACGGAAAGAUGAGACAAACAUAUCAGUGAUUUGUUCAGUCUGCAGAGCCAACGAUGGAGCUCCUUUUGAAUUUUGCUGGCAAUGUAUGAAGAAGUGGAAAGGCCCAGCGCCACGCUCUGAUAAAUGUGAUAAUGAAGGAUGCAUUAAUGAACAGCUGAAAUGCUUGAAGAAUUGUGACACAAAAACUUUACCUGACAGCAAUAUUCAAAAUUGUCCAAAAAUCCGUGCUUGUCCCACUUGUGGGUUGCUUAUAUGGCAUAAAGAUAAGUGCAAGUAUAUCGCGUGCAGCAGAUGCCAUGUGGAAUUUUGCUUUGCCUGUCUUAACACAAAGGCAAUUUGCAGUGAAUCAUCUGCGUAUUCUCUUCAUUGUGCUAUACCUGUAGCCACAAGGCAAACAAGUAUUCCAGUGUGGAAUCGUACUCAAGAUCAGACCUCCAAUCCCACUUCAGAUUCCUAUUUAUUUGGCACCCCAAGUCCUGCACCACCACCUGCUCUAAGGCCCGCUCUAAUGGCAUGCCUCGCUCUAAUGGCACGCCUCGCUCCAAUGCCACAUCGCACUCCAAUACCACGCCGUGCUCCAAUGCCACACCGUGCUCCAAUGCCACAUCGCACUCCAAUACCACGCCGUGCUCCAAUGCCACACCGUGCUCCAAUGCCACAUCGCGCUCCAAUACCAAGUCCUGCUCCAAUACCACGUCCUGCUCCAAUACCACUUCCUGCUCCAAUACCACGUCCUGCUCCAAUACCACGUCCUGCUCCAAUACCACGUCCUGCUCCAAUACCACGUCCUGCUCCAAUACCACGUCCUGCUCCAAUACCACGUCCUGCUCCAAUACCACGUCCUGCUCCAAUACCACUUCCUGCUCCAAUACCACGUCCUGCUCCAAUACCACGUCCUGCUCCAAUACCACAUCCUGCUCCAAUACCACGUCCUGCUCCAAUACCACGUCCUGCUCCAAUACCACGUCCUGCUCCAAUACCACAUCCUGCUCCAAGUCCCUCUCCAAAUUGUAUUCUGAUUGCUGAACAGAAUCUCAUUCAAAAUCGUGUUCAGGAUUAUUUUUCAAAUUCUAAUUAUGAUUGCACAAUUCUAUAAGUAAACAAUCUAGAUCAGACAUUGCUGAAGGUACAAAAAUGCAGAACAGUCAGUUAAACAUUGUUAGAGUGUAUUAUGUAAUUUGCUUGACCUUUUGUUCUCUUGUGAUGGAUUGUUUCAUUCACUGUUCCGAUCAUGAUGUGAUCUGAGAAUCCAUAAGUAGAAUAAAUAGUUGUCAUUUCAUCUUCCCUAAAACAUCCAGCCCUGCUUUAAAGUGGAUUAAUGCAUUAUAUGUAUAUACAGUUUAAGUGCAUGAUAAUCAUGCCUCUUCAUUUUUCUGCAGCACUCUGUGUAUAAUGUGAGGAAAACAUAACUGAUCGCCUUUGUAUUUACUGUGUUCUUCUGCAAGCACUUCCUGGUUAACCUUCUUGCUUUACUAAGUUUAAAAGUAUUAACCUGUGAAGUGGAUCAAUAUUCAUAUAUCCAAUCAUAGGCUGGUGCAUUAAAUAGUGUAUCAUCUUGCAUGGUAAUGUUAUUAAAAUAUAUUCAACUAUUUUAUAAUCUUUUGUAAAAUAAAAUUUGCAUAGAGCAGA